Molecule: messenger RNA, 828 nt
Organism: Paramecium pentaurelia
Lineage: Eukaryota; Ciliophora; Oligohymenophorea; Peniculida; Parameciidae
Source: the annotation of a GenBank genome assembly
AUGCAUUCAAUAUAAAUUAUCUUGAUAAUUAGUACAGCCUCCCUCAUUAAAUCAACCACUUUGGAUUUAAACAAUAGAUGCAAAUGUUCAGAAUUGAUUUAUUCUUCUGAUUGUUACAAUGGCUUUUCUGAUUGUUCUUGGAAUACUCAUCAAAAUUAAUGUGUUGACGUGGCCUGUUCUGAUAUCGAAUGGUCAAAUCAUUGUAUUUGGUCAUCAAAUAGAUGUUAUUGGCUCAAUAAGUAAUGCCAUGAUUUUACAUCCUGUGAAGCCAUUCCAGGAAAAGACCAAUCUGAAUGCAUUGCAGCCAAUGUCUACUGUCCUGCUUCAAAUGGAAUUAAUUGUUUAUCCAUGUAAUAUCAAUAAAAGUGUUCAGAUAUAAAGGAUCCAGAUACUUGUAAUGAUUAUUACUCUCCACAAGGUAAGUGUAUGUGGAAAGACUAAAAUUGUAUCAUACUUUAAUCAUGUAAUGAAUUGUGGACGAAUAAAACUAAAUCUUGUUUGUUAAACGCUUGCUAUUUUGAUGCUCAAUCUUUCAUGUGCAAAGAUAUGACAUGUUCAUAUUAUACUAUGGAAUCUUAAUGCCAAUUUGGAGCUCCAACACCAGGUCCAUAUUUAAAUAAUUUGAUUCCAUGUGAAUGGAAUACAUAAACUGGAUAGUGCUAAGAAGCAAAUCCUGUUGAUUUGAAUGCUAAUAACUGUUAUAGUAAUAGUGCUAUGACAUAUCACUGGAGUAGUAGCAAGUCUAGUAAAGGAGGUUGUGUAUCAUGUAAAAGUUCCAUAUUAUCUAUUUUCAUUGGAUUAAUGAUGAUGAUUAUUAUGAUUAUGUGA